Mixia osmundae IAM 14324 is the source of this 576-nucleotide messenger RNA. RefSeq lists its product as uncharacterized. The coding region runs from base 1 to 576 and encodes 191 amino acids. The record is from RefSeq and is a predicted model, not a curated record. The transcript has 8 exons. NCBI's taxonomy places the organism in Eukaryota, Fungi, Basidiomycota, Mixiomycetes, Mixiales, Mixiaceae. Gene Ontology annotation, molecular function: GTPase activity; GTP binding.
AUGGUCGGCGACUCGCAGAUUGGCAAGACGAGCUUGAUGGUCAAGUACGUAGAAGGCUCCUUCGACGAAGACUACAUCCAGACACUCGGCGUCAAUUUCAUGGAAAAGUCAAUUUCCAUCCGCAAUACAGAGAUCACUUUCUCCAUUUGGGAUCUGGGCGGUCAGAGAGAGUUCGUUAAUAUGCUGCCGCUCGUGUGCAACGAUGCGGUCGCGAUAUUGUUCAUGUUCGAUCUCUCUCGCAAAUCUACCCUCAACAGCAUCAAGGAAUGGUACCGACAAGCUCGUGGCUUCAACAAGGCAGGCAUAUAUAGCAUCGCUACUGCGAUACCGUUUCUGGUGGGCACAAAGUACGAUCACUUUUCGACGCUAGCCGAGUCUGAGCAGGAGGACGUCACCCGACAGGCAAAGCGGUUUGCCAAGGCUAUGAAGGCACCGCUGAUCUUCUGCUCGACUUCACACUCGAUCAACGUGCAGAAGAUCUUCAAGAUUGUGCUGUCGAAAGCCUUUGAUCUAAAAUGUACACUGCCCGAGAUCACAGAGACGGGCGAGCCCUUGUUGCUAUACCAAGACAUAUGA